Molecule: messenger RNA, 2148 nt
Organism: Schistocerca piceifrons (Central American locust)
Lineage: Eukaryota; Metazoa; Arthropoda; Insecta; Orthoptera; Acrididae
Gene: Npl4
Product: nuclear protein localization protein 4 homolog
Exons: 11
Coding region: 117-2072 (651 amino acids)
Biological process (GO): ubiquitin-dependent protein catabolic process
Cellular component (GO): nucleus
Molecular function (GO): ubiquitin protein ligase binding; ubiquitin binding
Source: RefSeq, a predicted model, not a curated record
GUGUUUAUAAACGUUGUUGUCAUGUUUUAGUUUCGGCAAAGAUCAUAGUUAGGUGACCGUGUGACUGCAACAGAACAGCUGAGCGUAGUUACAAAAGUAGAGAGCAGUGGAGCAUUAUGUCAAAACAUAAAAUCAUUACCCUUCGUGUUCAGUCGUCGGAAGGAACAAAACGCGUGGAAGUUGAACCAAGUGACUCUAUAUUACACUUGUUUGAAAAGGUGCAUGAUGCUUUUGGUUUGAGUGGAUACACAUUUGCUCUUUAUCGUGAACGUGGGAGGAAGGAUGAACUUAUUUCUUCCCGUUCAAGAACCAUUCGCUCAAGUGGAUUGCGCCAUGGUGAUAUGGUUUAUAUGUGUCCUCUUAAUGGAGCACUGCUUUGGUCAGAGCCAUCACCUGGCAGCAGCAACAGUAUGGCCCACGAUGAACCGAUUGAUGACUAUCCUGAGAAAUCUUCAUCCACUCCCAGUCAGAAUAUUACACUCUUGACAACACCAGUGGUGCCACUGCAAGAAGAUGAAGUUGAUCAGCAGCUGUGGAAACUAGAUGGGAAGGUGCAACGUAAACGGGAUGAUAAACUUUGUCGCCAUGGUCCAAAAGCUUGCUGUGUGCAUUGCUCACCACUGGAACCAUUUGAUGAGGCUUAUCUUAAAGAGCAGAAUGUUAAACACAUGUCAUUUCAUUCAUAUCUCAGAAAACUUACAGCAGGUGUUGACAGGGGUAAAUUUGUAAACCUGGAGGAUAUUAGCUGUCGAAUCAGGGCUGGUUGCAAAGAUCAUCCACCUUGGCCUAAGGGUAUUUGCUCAAAAUGUCAGCCAAAUGCCAUUACCUUGAAUCGACAGGUGUAUCGCCAUGUGGACAACGUCAUGUUUGAGAAUGCCCAUCUUGUUGAACGUUUCAUUAAUUACUGGCGCAGUACAGGUCAUCAACGCCUUGGAUUUCUUUAUGGGCGUUAUGAAAUUCAUGGAGAUGUUCCUUUAGGUAUACGUGGUACAGUGGCUGCUAUAUAUGAACCACCACAAACAAGUACACGAGAUAGCAUUACAUUACUUGAAUCAGACAAGGACAGAAAGCAUGUGGAUGAUCUGGCUGGGCAGCUUGGCUUAAGGCGUAUUGGUUGGAUAUUCACCGAUCUUGUUACAGAUGAUGUGAAGAAAGGCACAGUGAAACAUGUUCGUAACAUAGAGAGCCAUUUCUUGUCUGCAGAGGAGUGUAUAAUGGCAGGCUACUUUCAAAAUCAGCAUCCAAAUCCCUGUCGUUUCUCACCUGUUGGGUACUUUGGCUCAAAGUUCGUGACUGUCUGUGUCACAGGUGAUGCAAGCAAUCAAGUCCAUAUGGAAGGAUAUAGUGUUUCUAAUCAGUGCAUGGCUCUUGUGAGAGACAACUGUCUUGUCCCAACAAAAGAUGCACCAGAACUUGGUUAUGUUCGUGAAUCAACGGACAAACAGUACGUGCCAGAUGUCUACUACAAGGAGAAAGAUGGUUAUGGUAAUGAGGUAUCAAGAUUGGCUCGUCCUCUUCCGGUCGAAUAUCUUCUAGUGGAUGUGCCAGCGUCCACCCCAUUAAUUCCUCUGUAUACGUUCUACGCCAGUGAUGCCAUACAAGCUUUUCCCGUUGAAAACAGGCUGGUUGAUGGUCACAUCCAGGAUUUCAACACAUUAAGCAACUACCUACAACAGUUCUCACCAGAUCAGUUUCUAAAUGCAGUCUCUGAUUUUCAUUUCUUGUUGUACAUUUCAACAAUGGAUAUGCUGCCAAUGAAGGAGUAUAUGGGACCAUUGCUUGAAGCAGUGCGGACACAGAAUAGUGAAAUGGCACGGGACUGGGCUAGGUCAGAACACUGGGCAACAGUAGAACAACUUAUUGCUGCAAGUUCCUUAUCGCCGCCUUCAUCACGACCUCAAAGUAGCACAUUUACAUCUCCAUUAACAGCUCCUGCUGCCUCUGCAGCAGCAACAGCAGCAAUGCCAUCGUCACCACCAAUGCACGAUGAUGCAGGCUGGACCUGCAGUCAUUGCACAUUUUUAAACCCAACUGAACUAUCAAGUUGUGAAAUGUGUCAACUUCCAAGAUAAAUUUGUUUUUACAGAAAGAAAAAAAAAAAAGAAUUGUGGACGGAAAGAAUCUUACAUAAAACAGGAGCAGACAUUU